Dimorphilus gyrociliatus is the source of this 2722-nucleotide messenger RNA. Lineage: Eukaryota; Metazoa; Annelida; Polychaeta; Dinophilidae. The record is from the annotation of a GenBank genome assembly.
AACCUGGCCCGCGAAGCAGACGACAAAAUGGCUCUACAGGAAAUUUUGACAAAAUCAAAUCAGAAAAAGUUCUUAUAAACUAUCUAUUUAAUUCGAUGUAGAAGCUUGUAAUGAUUUAGUUUGGGCAUAAAUUUAUCAUAUUCCCACAAUAUCCGGUAAGUAAUUCAGUUAAAGCUGAAACUGUCCACAAAAACCAUCAGUUACAGGUUUUAUCUGUAUAUAUAAACAUAUAUAUAUAUAUAUAUAUAUAUUUAUAUAUACUGUAUAUAUUUAUAUAUAUAUAUAUUGUCAUUCCCUGAUUUAGGCGAAAUACCGCAAACUAAUAUAGUUUGGUAUAUUUUUAUUGCAUUUAAGGCGCCUUUAUAAAUCUCUUCACGUAUUAGGUGACAAAUAAAUCUGUCCGUUGUGUAAGAGAGAGAAAUAAGAAGAAUAGGAAUUAAAUUUGAGGAAGUGAAAGCCAACUAAGUGCAUAUUCAUUUUCUAAGGGAAAAACGUUCUUUUUGUCUUUUUGAAGAAGAUGGUAUCGUAUUUUAAGAAUUUUAUUUUUAAUAACUAUUUUUUAUUUUUGUCCCAAUAACUGCCUGAAACGCUACACAAAAAGAUACAAAACCUUCUUUUUUACUGUAAAGAGUGUAUUAUUUAAAAUUUGUUCUAUUUUUUUUUUCACAUACAUAUACUCUAUGUGGAGAAUAAGUGUACUUAGCAGAAAAUUUAUCUUUUAACUCAAUUAAUUAUACCAUUUUUUUUUGUUCUCAACAAAGAAUCUUUUUCUUUUUUCAUGUUUUAGAGUAGUACCGCUUCCCUAAAGGGAAACGACUUACUCUCUUGUUCGAGAAAACAACGUAUGCAACGUCCUGGAUAUUAUAACGGAGACGUAGACGUCAAAUGUCUGACGAAACGCUUUGAAAGCGGUGUAAAUUUACAAGCAAGGAAAAAAUCAGAUCCGAUGGAUCUUAAUCGGAUGCCAAGCUUAAAGGUCGCUAAGAAAAUUUGUUUGUCGGAAAGGCGUAAAAUAUUUGAAAAUUCUGAUGAAAAUUCUGACUAUAAGAUUAAAUUCACUCGUGAAGUAAGGGACGGAAAUAUAUUGUUCAGUAGGAAAAGUCCAGUCUUUCGACGACGAUCUGUUAAUGUUAAAGAGACCAUAAAAUCUUACGAAUUCGACAAAUCGACCGACGAAGAGCGUGUACCUAGAAGACAUUCGGAACUUCCUCCUUUCGCAGAAGAAUUAACGAUGGAGGACAAUCCACUAUACGAUCAAACUUUCGACGAUGACCAUUUAAAAGAAGACGGUGCUGAAGAGGUUAAUUGCCCAGUAAUAGAGCAAGUUGACAAUGCUUAUGCCAAUGUGAACAUUAUUAAACCUAUAUAUGAUAAGAACAAAAAUCUUAAAAGCAGUACUGGAGGAAUUUUCGAGAAGAAAUCAGGUAAGAAAAAAGAAAAAGCUAAAGUAAACUCUUGCGAAUUACCUUCGACAAGCGAAGAAGACGACAGUGAAGAUGAAGAACCGUCUGCUUAUCAUAAAAGAUGUAAAGCUAAACUCCAGAGAACCAAAAGUAUAAAACAGGAUCCAAAUGUGAUAAAGAAUGAAGGGGUUUACGAAUUCGUUAAACUGAAAUCGACGAGAAUCAGUGAAUUAUGUGUUAUAUUAACGGUUGAUGAAAUAAACAAUGAACCAGUUGUAAACCUUGAAUUCUGUUGUCCCGAAAAAUCCGAUAUUACUGCAUUAAAGAUACUUGCAUUGCCUGAUUUAGAAAAGUUGGAAAAGGAUUCUUUUGGCUACGUUCAAAUUCUAACAAGUGCUGAAGGGGCCUAUACUUAUUUGUACUGCCGUCGAAUAUAUUUUAAAAAUGAGAAUAAAAUGGAAAUUUAUGCCAUAUUAACUAAUUUCCAAUGCGAUAAGAUAUAUGAUAAAUUGCUACUCUUCGUUGAAACUUUAAGGACAGCCAAUAAAAUUGACGAUAUAAGAUCUCUAUUACGUAAGUGUACAAGAGAGAAAAUUCCUGAAGAAAAUGAGACUACGAAACUGUCAGAAAACAAUAGCUAUGCCUUAAAUUUAACAUACGUCGACUGUAGGAAGGAAGUUGAUUAUGCCUUUCUUUUGGAGCGUACAGAUGUUGAGGGUUUGACUAAAAUAUUCUCUGCUGCUCUAUUGGAAUCGAAGCUCAUCUUCGUGAGUGAAAAUCUGCAUGUCCUUACCAAAUUUUCAACGACCUUCAUGGAAUUAUUAUAUCCUUUUAAAUGGCCUCAUUUCAUUUUGCCGGCAACACCGUCCAGCAUGAAAAUUACCAUGGAAAAGCCAGGACCGGCUAUAAACGGAUUUCUACUAUAUUUUUAUGAGAAAAUAGAAAGUGUUUAUGGCCCUCCGGAUGACGUAAUGAUUGUUAACUUGGAUUCUGGUAGCAUCGAAGAAAAUGAUACAGUACUUCUACCGAAGAAAUUGAAAAAACCACUUGUAGCGUCGUUAUCCAACAUUUCCUGCCAUAAAAGAGAGCAAGCUUCGGACUUAAUUAGGGAGAGCUUCCAACGGCUAUUAGCUACCCUUUUUCAAGAUUAUAGUGAUUAUUUAUAUAAAUCAGACAUGUAUUAUGAUUUCAAGAGGGACGAAUUUAUAGAAAGCUUACGCCCAAAGAGUGUCCAAAGUUUUACUAAUAAUUUAGUGAGAACAGCUCAUUUCGAUCUGUUCGUUCAAUGGUAUGAUCCCAUGAAACCGCCAUAUAGUUAG